GCCCCAGUUGAGACGCAGAAGGUACGGAGACCCGCUGUUUGAUCCAUUGCGGACAAGGAAAAGGCCAUCUUUUCUUGGAAAGGGAGAAAAAAAGAAGAAAAGAGGACUGGUAUAUAUGGCUGGCAACGCCGUGGCUAACUCGGACUCUAUCCCUAUAGGUCAUCUGUCACGAACCGACUCGCUGCAAUCACAGACAUUGGCGGUGUAAACAGCAUCAGGUCCUUCACUCGGAGUUGGCAGCGCGCAGCCGGAUUCACCGAGGUCAUCCCCGCACGCCCCUCGUUCAUGUACGCGCCCGACCAAGCUCCCCUCGCUGCCCCGGCCCCUUUCCCAUACGGCAGAAGCGACCCCGAAGCUGCCGACCAGUCUACCGCCACUCCCCGGGCAUCUCUUCUGCGACAGCACUUCGAGUCCUCCCCGCCCAGCGAGCCGCCCUUUCGAGAUGACAGCGCAGAGCCGGGUGCCAGUCACCAGCUACGACAUCAGGCGAGCGGUUAUCGGGAGCGCGAGCAAAAGGCCCUCGAGAGCGAACUUCCAACUGCCUUUCGGGUAGGGAGCAACACCACUACCGCCGAGUCCAUAUUCGCUAUCCCUCCUCACUUGGGCACUCCUCCCGUUGUCGGUAGCUACGGCUCGUACGCAGACUAUGGCACAAUACGUUCGACCAUGAGCCGCACCUCCAUGGACCAGGCCGCGACCAUGUGGCGACAGCAGCAAGAGGUUGGGGGCAAUGUGCCUGAUGACGAGGUCCUGCCCAUCUUGGUUAAAGAGAUUGAGCAGGACGGUAAGAUCGUCUUGGCCGUCGAGGGACAGUCCACACUCCCCCAGACAGUAUUCAACUCCAUCAAUGUGUUGAUCGGAGUGGGCUUGUUGAGCUUGCCUAUGGGCAUCAAAUAUGCCGGCUGGCUUUGCGGCAUGGUCGCCCUGUUCCUGUGUGCGGCGGUAACAGCCUACACUGCCGAGCUGCUGGCGAAAUGCAUGGAUCUGGAUCCCGGUCUGAUUACCUUCUCCGACUUGGCUUUCAUCUCCUUUGGCCGGAACGCCCGCAUAGCCACCAGCAUCCUCUUCACCCUCGAGCUGCUCGCAGCUUGCGUCGCUCUGUUUGUCCUGUUUGCCGACUCCCUGGAUCUACUCUUCCCCGGCUUCUUGUCAGUGACCGGAUGGAAGUUUAUUUGCGCCCUAAUCUUAAUUCCCCUUAAUUUUCUCCCGCUGCGCCUUCUCAGCGUCACUAGCAUCAUCGGUAUCUUUUCGUGCUUUAGCAUUGUGCUCAUUCUGCUCAUGGACGGCUUUAUCAAGCCUACCUCGCCUGGUUCGCUCAUUGAACCAGCCACGACCUACAUGUUCCCUUCAAACUGGCUUACUCUGCCUUUGUCGUUUGGUCUACUCAUGUCUCCCUGGGGUGGACAUAGCGUGUUUCCGAACAUUUACCGAGACAUGAGACAUCCGUAUAGAUACAAGGAGGCAUUGAAGAUUACGUUUUCGUUCACGUACGUUCUGGAUGCAACCACAGCGGUUGCUGGGCUUUUGAUGUUUGGAGAUGACGUCCGCGACGAAAUCACUUCAAACAUACUCAUGGAGAGCAGCUAUCCCCGCGCUCUGACCUUCUUCAUGUGCAUGUUCGUGGCCAUCAUCCCACUGACCAAGAUCCCCCUGAAUACGCGGCCUAUCACGUCCACGAUCGAGGUCCUGCUAGGUCUCCACCAACAAUCUCUCGCCGACAGUUCGAGCAUGGUUGGACGCUCGAUGAAUUUCCGCGGAACCAUGAAGAUCGCCGUCCGCGUCCUGACCAUAUUCGUAUACUUUGCCAUCUCCAUCGUCUUCCCGGCGUUUGACAGCAUCAUGGCUUUUAUGGGGAGCGCGUUGUGCUUCACAAUAUGUGUUACUCUCCCGAUCGCUUUUUAUCUGAAGCUGUUUAGCCACGAGAUAUCAGCCAAGCAAAGGCUGGUAGCUACCAGCGUCAUGGUGCUCUCCACACUCCUGUCCAUCACCGGGACUGUUUGGGCUUUCCUUCCUAAGAGCCUGAUUGGUGCUUAGGGGUGAGGAAAUAUGUGAGAGAGAGAUGGAUAAGGAAAGGAAGAGAGGCGGGCUAGUUGUUCAUCCUUCAUUGCACUUGACGUUUGAAGUCGUUGGGGUUGGGCUUUAUAGGUCAUUCAUGGCGAGCGGAGGUCAGCAUUGUGCUAUUCUUGCGAUCUCUUUCUAUGUGUAUAUAAUAGUAGUGUUGGGCCGCACUUAGCUAGCACCAGAUCAACAGGAAAAAAGCGUGCGCAGGUAUACAUGGGAAUAUGGCGUGGUUGAAUGCAUGCAUGCAUAUAUACAUACAUAUACACCUACCUUUAGUGUUUUCAAUAAAGUUGUUGUGAGUUAA
This is a messenger RNA of Lasiosphaeria miniovina, 2365 nucleotides long. RefSeq names its product transmembrane amino acid transporter protein-domain-containing protein. Gene Ontology annotation, cellular component: fungal-type vacuole membrane. Gene Ontology annotation, biological process: amino acid transmembrane transport; proline transport. The record is from RefSeq and is a predicted model, not a curated record. Gene Ontology annotation, molecular function: L-glutamine transmembrane transporter activity. The transcript has 7 exons. The coding region runs from base 286 to 2034 and encodes 582 amino acids. Lineage: Eukaryota; Fungi; Ascomycota; Sordariomycetes; Sordariales; Lasiosphaeriaceae.